GAGAAUGAAAAAGAAGGAGAAAAGAAAAAGAAGAAGAAGAAAACAAGAAAAAUUGACGGGUGCGAAAGGACCCAUCGAUUGUAAUAGUAAUUUUGAUUAGCGGUGGUAAAUUUGAUUUCCGGUGGACAUGGGUGACCUUUGAUAGGAUUAAAACCUGAACCUAAGAAGGUAAAAAAUAAAAAUUUCCAAUUUUGGUAUUUGGGGCCUCGUGACAGUGAAUUACUCCAUAAAUACCUUCGAGGGCCCCCUGAAAAAUAAAUCGAAAAUAAAUUAAAUAAACAGAAAACUGAAUAAAUGAGCAUAAAGGAACAAGGUUGCAAAAAAAGUAAGCACUUGACCAUCUUUACUACAACAGAAACAGAAAGGCUCCUCUUGUAUUCCUCUGCUUCCAUUCUUAAGUGAUCAAUCAACUAGUAGUAUCUUUUUUCCUAGGGAGAAAAAGAAAAACAACAGAUUGUAGCAAAUACAAACAUGUCUUUAGGUUAUGCUGAGAAACUCUCAUUUAUAGAAGAUGUGGGCAAUGUUGGAAUGACUGAAUAUUUCGACCCACCUUACAUUUUGCAAGACAAAAUUGAGAGACUUGCUGUGAUGAUACAAAAGAGUAAGCAUUUAGUUGUGUUUACUGGAGCAGGAAUAUCCACGUCUUGUGGUAUACCUGAUUUUCGUGGUCCCAAGGGCAUUUGGACUCUUCAGAGAGAAGGGAAAGCGCUACCAGAAGCAUCUUUGCCAUUUCACCGUGCAACGCCGAGCAUGACACACAUGGCCCUAGUUGAACUAGAGAAGGCGGGUUUUCUAAAGUUUAUUAUAAGCCAGAACAUUGAUGGCCUGCAUCUUCGCUCUGGAAUUCCAAGGAAGAAGCUUGCAGAAUUACAUGGGGAUUCUUUUAUGGAACUAUGCCCUUCUUGCGGAAUUGAGUAUAUGAGGGAUUUUGAAAUAGAAACUAUUGGGUUGAAGGAAACUGCACGACGUUGUUCCAAGGUGGGCUGUGGUGCGAGACUUAGAGACACAGUUCUUGACUGGGAGGAUGCUCUACCUCCAAAGGAGAUGAAUCCAGCUGAGAGGCACUGCAAAAUGGCUGAUGUUGUGCUAUGUCUGGGAACAAGUUUGCAGAUCACCCCUGCCUGUAAUUUGCCUCUAAAAUCACUCAAAGGUGGUGGAAAGNACUAGUGGCCUCUCUUAUUUCCCUCUUCCAUUAUUUUGCAGAAAACACCCAAGGACAAGAAAGCAACCAUGCUGAUUCAUGGCCUUGUAGACAAGGUAAUUGCAGGAGUCAUGGAAUUCCUUAGUCUGCGAAUCCCACCAUUUAUUAGAAUUGAUCUUCUCCAGACCAUUUUUACUCAGGCCUUAAGUCUUGAUAAAAAAUAUGUAAAUUGGACCCUUACUGUAGCAAGUGUCCAUGGAAAUAGGGCACCAUUGCCUUUUAUCAAAUCUGUAGAGGUUUCUUUUUCAGAAUGUCAAAACAUGAAAGCAACUGUUCUGCAUAAACAACCUCUUCAGCUAAAAAGGCGGACGGUUAAGACUGCAAAUCCUUUUAACGUUAAGUUGAAAUUGAACUUCAGUGAUGGUUGCAUGUGUUCAUCGGCUGAAAUCAAGAUUCCAGUUGAUUUUCAG
Molecule: messenger RNA, 1611 nt
Organism: Nicotiana tabacum (common tobacco)
Lineage: Eukaryota; Viridiplantae; Streptophyta; Magnoliopsida; Solanales; Solanaceae
Source: RefSeq, a predicted model, not a curated record